GCCUUCCCCGCCCGACUAGUACAAAGGGCUUCCCUCCCACCAUCUGCCGGGCAGGGACAAGCCGACCCAGAUAAGGUCUGAGGGCGCAGGCAGACCUCCCCGGGCCCCCGGGUCCCCCAGCCAGCGCCCAGCACACCGCUCCGUCCCGGGCGGGCAGUGUCCCUGUCACAGUGUCACCCGGGCACCGGCUUGUGGAGGGCCAGCACGAAGGGCCAGUCCGGCCACACGAUGCCCUGGGCCUGGCUCGGGGCCGGGAGCACCUGCCCGGGGGACAGUGGGGCCCGGACCAGGCAGGUGCCUGGGCUCCGCGGGGUACCCCCGGGGGCCUUGCUCCUGGGUAAACAUUAAUGCGGCUCAGCCCACGGCAGGUCAUGUGGGUGCCCAGUGGAUCUUUGACCUGCGGCUGAGCCCGCCUGUGUCUCCUCCCCACAGGUGCCCCUCACUACCCACACAGAUGCCAAAGUCUAAGUCAUCGCCAUGGCCUCGGUGACAGCUGCCAGAAGAGGUCCCGGGUUCCAGGCUCCCAGCCACUUCCGGCCGAGCCUCAGCACCCUCUGCCCUGGGCCACCCACCAGGCCUGCUGCCAGGCGGACAGCGAGGGAGCCGGCCGCCGGGCUCAACUUUGCCCGGAACUGAACUGGGCUUCCUGACAGCCGCCUGAGAUCCGGGCUUGGGCCUGGGUCUGUCCCUGCCCGGAAUCCAUGCGGCGCUCUCUCCCCGGUGGCCAGGUCAGCCCCCCGACUCUGGACACGGUUGGGCUGGUGGACCAGAGUCUAGGAAACGCAGGGACCUCCAGCCCUGCCCCCGCCAUGGAGGAGGGGCCCGCGGACCCCUGGGUCCUGCCCCAGCUGAAGGACACGGGCCAGUCCUGGAAAGGUAGGUCAGGAGGUGCCCGGGAACCGGCCACGUGGGGCUGUGCACCCAGGGUCGCAGGGCGGACGGGGCUGGCUGUGGAACCCUCCCUGUGUCCGGAACUCUUCCUUUGCUCCCUGGACAUCCUCAGCUCUGCCUUCCAGCUGCUGGGCAGCAAGGUGGCCGGGGACAUCUUCAAGGACAACGUGGUGCUGUCCAACCCCGUGGCCGGGCUGGUCAUCGGGGUGCUGGUCACGGUGCUGGUCCAGAGCUCGAGCACGUCCUCCUCCAUCGUGGUCAGCAUGGUGGCCUCCAACCUGCUGCACGUCCGGGAAUCCGUGCCCAUCAUCAUGGGCGUCAACGUGGGCACAUCCAUCACCAGCUCCCUGGUCUCCAUGGCGCAGUCGGGGGACCGGGAUCAGUUCCGGAGGGCCUUCGGGGGCUCCGCGGUGCACGGCAUCUUCAACUGGCUCACGGUGCUGAUCCUGCUGCCGCUGGAGACCGCCGCAGCCCCGCUGGAGAGGCUCAGCGAGCUGGCCCUGCGGGCCAUCAGCCUGCAGCCCGGGACGCAGGCGCCCGACAUCCUCAAGGUGCUGACGCAGCCGCUCACCCACCUCAUCGUGCAGCUGGACGCUGACGCGAUUGCCAACAGCGCCACGCACAACGCCACCAACAGCCUGUGCCCCCAGAUCCCAGGAAACAGCAGUGACUGCAGGACGGCGACCUCAGGCCCCUGCCCUGAGACGAAUGGCUCACCCACCUGGGAGCAGCUGCCCUCCGGGAGACGGAGGGAGGCUGAGCUGAGGGCAGGAGUGGCUGGAGCCCCCUAUUCCACCACCUCCAGAUGUGCCCCCAUCACCUACACCCAACAGGUCCCCGGACGACAUGCUGUGCCCCCGAGAGGCGGCCCCCCUGUGCUGGGCAUGGCAGGCCUCCAGGAAGCACCCCCUGGCCCCAGCCCUGCCUGUACCCCAUCCCAUCCAGUCCUGCUUACUCUCAGGGUCCACUGCUCCAGCCGAGUGUCCCUCCUCUCUGCCCCCACCUGGGGGCCCAGACAGGCAGCUCCAAAUGUCCUGUUCCCACCUGUCCACUCGGACCCGCCAGUGCCGGCCCUGCUCCGCCUCCCUCCAGGGAUCCCUCCAGACGGUGCCCACCAGCUCGGCUCCUCAGUCCAGCAGCCCCUGGGUGGGGGGUGGCGGGCGGGGGGUGACCUGCAUGCGGGGCCCUGCACCUCCCCUCACAGCAGCCCGGCCAGAGCCCAGGGCUGGUGGCCAAGCCACCGAGGGAUGAGGGUCACUGGGCACCAGGCGUGGGGAAGGGCGUGGGAGCCAUGCAGGUGCCCCCCCAAAAGCGGGGGCAGUGCAGGAGGCGCAUGCCCACACCUGGCUGGACCCUGCCCUCCCAGGUGGCCCGUCUCAGGCCAGGAGCAGGACCCCAGGCUGACUUCAGACUCAGCACCAAUUGGGGGAGCAGGCAGCCUGGGGGGCCAGGGGACCCGAGUCACGUCCCUGCCUGCACCCCGCCCCCAGGUGGCCUUCAUCCACUUCUUCUUCAACGUGGCUGGCAUUCUGCUGUGGUACGUGGUGCCCGUCCUGCGCCUGCCCAUCCCGCUGGCCAAGCACUUCGGGGACCUGACGGCGCGCUACCGCUGGGUGGCGGUGAGGCCACCCACAAAGGCUGACCGCCAGGUCCUUUGA
Myotis davidii is the source of this 2549-nucleotide messenger RNA. RefSeq names its product solute carrier family 34 (type II sodium/phosphate cotransporter), member 3 (gene SLC34A3). NCBI's taxonomy places the organism in Eukaryota, Metazoa, Chordata, Mammalia, Chiroptera, Vespertilionidae. Gene Ontology annotation, cellular component: brush border; apical plasma membrane; vesicle. Gene Ontology annotation, molecular function: sodium:phosphate symporter activity. Gene Ontology annotation, biological process: sodium-dependent phosphate transport; intracellular phosphate ion homeostasis. The transcript is spliced from 12 exons. The record is from RefSeq and is a predicted model, not a curated record. The coding region runs from base 702 to 2549 and encodes 615 amino acids.